AUGUUAUUCAUAGUGAUUGUGAUAUUUGCCAUCAUUGGUGUUAAUUCAUUACCACCUAUCAACUUUACAGAUACUGUAUUGACAAAUCGAAUGAUUGAAGCAUUGAGCGAAGCGCUUGUAGCACAUGAUGAACCAAGAUUAACACCAUUUUAUCAACUGCGACAACAUUUAAAACAACAACAAUCAAAACAACAACAAUCAAAAGAACAACAACUCUAUCAACCACAGCUUCCAGAACAACAACAACAACAAUUCUAUCAACCUCAGUUUCCAGAACAGCAGCAACAACAACAACAAUUUUAUCCGCAGCAGGUUCCAGAGCAACAACAACAAUUCUAUCCACAGCAGUUUCCAGAACAACAACAACAACAACAAUUUUAUCAACAGCAGUUUCCAGAACAACAACAACAAUUUUAUCAACCUCAAUUUCCAGAGCAACAGCAACAAUUUUAUCAACCUCAAUUUUCUGGACAACAACAACAACAACAAUUUUAUCAACAGCAGCUUCCAGAACAACAACAAUUUUAUCAAAAUCANCAAUUUUCUGGACAACAACAACAACAACAAUUUUAUCAACAACAGCUUCCAGAACAACAACAAUUUUAUCAAAAUCAGGCUCCAGAAAACCAGCAACAAUUCUAUCAGCCUCAAUUUCCAGGACAACAGCAACAAUUCAACCAACAACAGUUUCUAGAACCACAACAACAACAACAACAACAACAACAUUUUAAGCAACCAAUCCAACAGAAUCAAUUGCCUGAGCCACAACGGCAACAACAACCAAUCCAACAGAAUCAACAGCCUGAGCCACCACAGCAACAACAACCAAUCCAACAGAAUCAGCUGCCUGAACCACAACAACAACUACAACACCAGCAACCAAUCCAACAAAACUACCUACCUGAACUACAACAACAACAUAAUCCUGGCUAUACAGAUUCUCGAGGUAAAAUUAAAGUAAUUCCAAUUGAAAAAUUCACACUCUUUUGUUCAGGCUACUACUAUCCUUAUCCAUAUCAAAAUGUCAACUGGUAUAAUUUUCCUUUUGUAUGGUCGUCUGUAGCAACUGGUGGUCAAUUUGAUUCAAGAGUACCACUUGCUGGUGUUGGUGCUCAAUCAACUGGUGCCGGUGCUACUGGUGAAUGUCCAGUAGGUUUUUGUCCACGUGGUGCCACCUGUUCACAACUUUCAGACCAAUGGCAAUGUGGAUGUGGUACAAAUGCUUGUAUUGGAAUUCAAAAUCCAUGCGGUAUAUUUGGUCGAUACUAUUUUCCUUAUUAUCCUGAUCCAUCACGAUUUAUUCAAUGUGAUCAAACUGGUGUUUUCUGGAUCCGUAAAUGUGCUCCUGGCACUAUUUUCGAUCCUAAAAUAAGUGUUUGCAACUAUCCGCCUGUUGUUGUCGAAACUGGCAAAAAAUAA
Molecule: messenger RNA, 1419 nt
Organism: Rotaria sp. Silwood2
Lineage: Eukaryota; Metazoa; Rotifera; Eurotatoria; Philodinida; Philodinidae
Source: the annotation of a GenBank genome assembly